AUGGCUAGUACUUCUCUACUCAAGCUUGCAACCAUUCUCUCCCUAGUCUUUUCCAUCCUCCUAGCCUUGCACGCUCAAAUAACCUUAUCGUCCGAUAUAGAAGAUGACGACGAAGAGUACGUUCUUGACACCCCACUAGCCAAUUUCAGAUCAAGAAGCCGGUUCCUGGCCAGUGUAAUAAAGAAAGGUGCAGGAUGCAACGCUGAGCGUUAUAACAUCUGUAAUGGCGUUUCAGCCAACGGGGGCACGAGCCUACUGUACUGUUGCAAGAAACAUUGCCGCAAUGUUCUUAGUGACAAGAAUAACUGUGGAAAAUGUGGUAACAAGUGCAAGUUUGGAGAGUUUUGCUGCAAUGGAAAUUGUACAACUGUCUUUUACAAUGUUAACAAUUGUGGAAAGUGCAACAAGAAGUGUGCUCGGGGGGUUAGAUGUCAGUAUGGAACAUGUGGGUAUGUUUAG
Dovyalis caffra is the source of this 459-nucleotide messenger RNA. Lineage: Eukaryota; Viridiplantae; Streptophyta; Magnoliopsida; Malpighiales; Salicaceae. The record is from the annotation of a GenBank genome assembly.